UAAAAAGUAUUUGAUCAGACUUUUCACUGAAUCAUUGAGGAAAAUGUUUCACAUGUUUGAUUUGUUCUGUUCUGUUGUGUUCUGUUGGUGCUGUCUGAUUGGUGUGUUUGGUGAUUCAGUGUCAGUGACGGAGGGAGAUUCUGUCACUUUAUACACUGAUGUUACGGAAAUACAUGAAGGUGAAGACAUACUGUGGAAUUAUGGAGCUGAAAACUCUCUCAUAGCUAAAAUUAGAAAAAAGAAGCUAAUUUUCACAACAUUUGAGGGUCCUGAUGGGAGAUUCAGAGACAGACUGAAGCUGGACAAUCAAACUGGAUCUCUGACCAUCACAAGCAUCACAACUGAACACGCUGGACUCUAUGAAGUAAAGAUAAGCGGAGCAAAAAUUACAUCAAAAACAUUCAGUGUUUCUGUCUUUGCUCGUCUACUUGUUCCUGUCAUCAGCAGAAACUCUUCACAAUGUUCAUCAUCAUCUUCAUCAUCACAGCAGAAUUGUUCAUUGUUGUGUUCAGUGGUGAAUGUGGGUCAUGUGACUCUCUCCUGGUACAAAGGACACAGUUUAUUGUCCAGCAUCAGUGUGUCUGAUCUCAGCAUCAGUCUCUCUCUACCUCUGGAGGUGGAAUAUCAGGAUAACAACACCUACAGCUGUGUGCUCAACAACCCCAUCAGCAACCAGACCACACAUCUGGACAUCAGUCAGCUCUGUCUCACAUGUGCAGCUCCUCCAGACGUAGUUUCUACACAUGAUAGUGUCUCAGUGUCUCUGAUAGUACUGAUUUCUGCUGCUGCUGGAUCUUUGUUGAUCGUAGUUGUAGUCGGGAUCUUCUGCAUCUGCAGGAAAUGUAGAAAAGUCCAGAAAUGGGAGGGGAACAGAACUGAUUCAGCACGGUGUAAACCAAAUACACAAAAAUGGUAA
Molecule: messenger RNA, 916 nt
Organism: Onychostoma macrolepis
Lineage: Eukaryota; Metazoa; Chordata; Actinopteri; Cypriniformes; Cyprinidae
Product: natural killer cell receptor 2B4-like
Exons: 5
Coding region: 44-916 (290 amino acids)
Source: RefSeq, a predicted model, not a curated record